This is a messenger RNA of Cyclocybe aegerita, 831 nucleotides long. Lineage: Eukaryota; Fungi; Basidiomycota; Agaricomycetes; Agaricales; Hemipholiotaceae. The record is from the annotation of a GenBank genome assembly.
AUGGCUAAUACCACCAUCGCUGGCGCGCAGGCCAUCCAUGGGCAGAACCCACAGUCCCUAGUCGAAACAGUGAUUCGGAAUCGGAUAUACGAAUCAACAUACUGGAAGGAACAUUGCUUCGCACUCACAGGCAGUGUCAUUCACAACUUCAUGCCGUUUCUUCGCACUUACAGAAGCUUUGCAGCCGAAUCGCUCAUCGAUAAAGCCACUGAAGUACGCUUUAUUGGAGGCGUAUAUGGGAAUCAACGCCCAACAGAGUACCUCUGCCUCUUACUCAAGCUCCUCCAAAUCCAACCUGAGAAGGAAAUCCUUGUAGAAUAUCUGCGGGCAGAAGAAUUCAAGUAUCUUCGGGCCUUGGCAGCCCUCUACAUUCGCAUGACUUUCCGACCUGUUGACAUCUACGAACUCCUUGAGCCCCUGCUGAAGGACUAUCGUAAACUCCGACAAAGGAACAUGACCGGCUAUUCGUUGGUGUUCAUGGACAAAUUUGUCUACAGUUUGUUGACUGAAGAGAGGCUGGAGCAGAUCAAGAAGCCUAAGUCGCAGCAGGAGUCGGCGCCAAACCCGGACCUCAAGCAUGGCUCGUUCAGAAAGUCGUGGACGAAAUCGGAGCCGGACACCAUCCGACGCGGAGUCAAGAUAUGUUUCUCGCAGCCCUUCACGAUCUCUUUCCCGCUCUUCUUCGCCUGGCAAGCCCCAGAAGCACACAGACGUCGAUAUGUAGCUAUGAGCUAUGACAGAAGACUACCCAACUCCUUUGCGAGCAGUUUCCAUCGCUCCUCCACGAAAGGCACUUCUUUCAAAGACUCCAGCGUAGCUUGUGAUAUAUAG